GAGCAAGUUUAAUGGAAAGAACAAAGGCCACGUACGCAAGUGCGAAGAAUAAUCACUCAAUUGGUUUUGGUUUCAGACACAUGAAUGAAUUCAAAACCAACCACCAAAUUUUCCACCGCGCCACCGGCAAUAAUAACAAUCACUAAUCAAACAACACAAGAUUAUUCAAAAUCUAUGCUAAUCCAGCGAUUAAUCUCUCAAAAUUUCCACAUUAUUACCAUUCAAAUCAAAUCUCAAAUUCAUAAACAAUGUCAUCAACGAGAGACAUCACCAGAAUCUUCAACGGCCUCACCUUAAUCGCUAACGAAUUCGCUAAACGUUCAUUACCCGCCACAACUUCCGAUUUCCAAACCCUAAUCAAAACCGCUCUUAUCUCCGCCACCAAUAUCUCCGGCAUCACUAAAGGAACGCCUCGUCAAUUCUCCGAUCCUCAACCCUCCGUUUCCUCUAACAACACCACACACGCUUCUUCUGAUUCUCCUUCCGUUGUUGUUUUCUCCGAUCAAAUUUCUUCUUCACCGGAUUCAACACCAUUGCCGCCGCCGUCACCAUUGCUGACGGUAACAAAUGUAGUAGUAACAAACAAUGACGUUUCUUCUGAAGCGAAUAUUCCGGUUGAACGUUCCGAUGCAACUGUUUGUGCCGCGGAGGUUAAGGAAAGUGAGGUUGUGAGGACUAGUGAAACGGUUAAGCAAGGUGCAAGUGCAACUACGAGUGUUGAAGUUCCGUUGGUGAAACGAAAACCGAGGGAGAGAAGGGUUCCUUCUACUCCAUUUUCUAGGGCUCUUGGGUUUGCUGGGCUAGGAGCUGGUCUUGCAUGGGGAACAGUUCAGGAAUCUGUCAAGAGGCUUGCCUAUGGUACACCUACUGCACAAGGCAAUCAAACUGCACUUUCUCCAUUCUUGUCUGAAAAAAAUGCCGAACGUUUAGCUCUUGCACUUUGCAGAAUGCGUGGAGCCGCACUCAAAAUUGGGCAGAUGUUGAGCAUACAGGAUGAGUCUCUUGUUCCUCCUCCGAUCCUGGCUGCAUUAGAAAUUGUUCGUCAGGGUGCAGACGUGAUGCCAAAGAGCCAGCUUAAUCAAGUUUUAAAUGCUGAGUUAGGUCCUGACUGGUCAUCAAAAUUGCAUAGUUUUGAUUAUGAACCUUUAGCUGCUGCAAGCAUUGGCCAGGUUCACCGAGCUGUCAUGAAGGAUGGCUUGCAAGUUGCAAUGAAAAUUCAAUACCCUGGUGUUGCAGAUAGCAUCGAGAGUGACAUUGAGAAUGUGAAACUUCUUUUAAACUACACAAAUCUAAUUCCGAAAGGACUUUAUCUCGACAGAGCAAUUAAGGUUGCCAAGGAAGAAUUAUCUCGUGAGUGUGAUUACACGUUGGAGGCAGAAAAUCAGAAGCGAUUUCGUGAUCUUCUUGCUGGCACAGAAGGAUUUUAUGUUCCAAUAGUUCGAGAUGAUAUUUUAAGCAAAAGAGUAUUAACUACGGAACUUAUUCAUGGAAUUCCAAUUGAUAAAGUGGCAUCGCUGGAUCAGGAAACUCGUAAUUAUAUUGGGAAGAAGUUGUUAGAACUCACAUUGAUGGAGUUAUUUGAAUUCAGAUUUAUGCAGACUGAUCCUAAUUGGGGCAAUUUCUUAUAUAAUGAAGAUACAAAGACAAUCAAUCUUAUUGAUUUUGGAGCAGCACGGGAUUUCCCCAAAAGUUUUGUUGACGAUUAUUUAAGGAUGGUUCUAGCAUGUUCAAAUGGUGAUAGUGAUAGUGUCAUUGAGAUGUCCAGGAGACUUGGGUUCCUCACUGGAAUGGAAUCCGACGUAAUGCUAGAUGCCCAUGUACAAGCUGGUUUUAUUGUGGGGUUACCAUUCUCAAAACCUGGUCCAUAUGACUUCCGAUCAACCAACAUUACUCAAAGCAUUAGUCACCUUGGGGCGACAAUGCUGAAGCACAGGCUCACUCCUCCACCCGAUGAGGCCUACAGUCUGCACAGAAAGCUUUCCGGUGCUUUUUUGGCAUGUAUCAAGAUUGGUGCUGUUGUCCCUUGUAGAGAACUAUUGCUUGAUGUGUACAAGCGUCAUAAGUUCGGUGAAGUAAAUGAUGAGUUAUUAUCUAGUGGCUCCGUGUCUACGUAGGUUAUUUAUUUUUUAUCCAAUUAAUUUUUGCCAAUUAUAAUAAACUGCAGGAUGCUUGUUUGAGUAAGGGAGUCCUUUAUGGGGACAAUUUCCCCUCUCCCCAUUUGUAACUUUAAUUGUAAUUAGAAUUUUCCCCAGAUUGAUUCUUUUAUAGGUGAAUUAUGAAUAUUCAUUAUUAGUCAUACUGGCAUGCAUGAUGCAUGUGCCAUUGGGUUAUCUGAAAAUGAACCAAAA
This is a messenger RNA of Trifolium pratense (red clover), 2348 nucleotides long. RefSeq names its product protein ABC transporter 1, mitochondrial. The record is from RefSeq and is a predicted model, not a curated record. Gene Ontology annotation, biological process: ubiquinone biosynthetic process. Bases 249 to 2114 code for a protein of 621 amino acids. Gene Ontology annotation, molecular function: kinase activity. Lineage: Eukaryota; Viridiplantae; Streptophyta; Magnoliopsida; Fabales; Fabaceae. The transcript is spliced from 8 exons.